ACCUCUAGCCAGGGGCGGACUGACCAUUGGGGAACUCGGGCACUGCCCGAGGGCCUGGGGUCAGUAGGGGGCCCCAUGAGAUGUCCCUGGUACCUUUCAUAGGCUUUUUUGGGUUGUGGGCAAGGACACAGGGGCCCCAUGAUCCCCUAUUGCCCGAGGGCCCCAUGAGUUGUCAGUCCGCCCCUGCCUCCGCCCCUGGUCAGUGCUGCCCAUCAGUGCCGCCUAUCAGUGCCACCUAUCAGUGCCCAUCAGUGCUGCAUCUCAUCAGUGCCCAU
Messenger RNA from Staurois parvus, 275 nucleotides. NCBI's taxonomy places the organism in Eukaryota, Metazoa, Chordata, Amphibia, Anura, Ranidae. The record is from the annotation of a GenBank genome assembly.